Messenger RNA from Branchiostoma belcheri (Belcher's lancelet), 2217 nucleotides. RefSeq lists its product as uncharacterized. The coding region runs from base 21 to 2006 and encodes 661 amino acids. NCBI's taxonomy places the organism in Eukaryota, Metazoa, Chordata, Leptocardii, Amphioxiformes, Branchiostomatidae. The transcript has 2 exons. The record is from RefSeq and is a predicted model, not a curated record.
ACAACAAAGACGUCGUCCCCAUGCUGGAGGCGAUCCAGAAGAUGGUCGACUUCUACAGGGACCUGGGGAUAGACAUGCUGAAGGACGGCAUCAGCGUCCCCGGUCUAACACUCAAGUAUCUCUUUAUGAACUUAGAGUCCGACUCGUACUUCACACUAGUAGAUAACGAGGAAGUGUACAAGUUGUUCAAGCAAAACAUUGUAGGAGGGCCGAGCAUCAUUUUCCACAGGUAUCAUCAGAAGGGUGAGACCUUUAUCCGGCAGAAAGAAAUGACGGAUAGUGGUAGACAACCGAAGCUCUGUCAAAAGGUGAUUGGCUUUGAUGCCAACGCCUUGUAUCUAUGGUCUCUGAUGGAAAAUAUGCCGACUGGGUAUUACAUUCGUCGGCAGGCAGAGACCGGGUUCGUGAAGGAAUAUUCUGCGCCUUCCCGUGGUCGUAUGGCCACAGAAUGGUUAGAUCGGGUAGGGCAUAGCCGUGGCACCGUCAUCAGGAACAAAUUUAACAAUACCGAAAAACGCAUUGGUCAUCGCCAAGUACCCGUGGACGGCUUCUGUUCCGCCACCGGAGACAUUUUUCAAUUCCACGGGUGUUUCUGGCACGGACACAACUGCUGUCUCACUCAGGGUCUCGAUACCAAUCCAAGACGGCAGAAGUCUAUGGCCGAAUUACGAGAAGAAACUAAAGAAAUGACCGAGUAUUUGAGGGGGGAGGGGUACAAUGUGAUUGAAAUGUGGGAGUGUGAGUGGCAAGACUUAAAGAGGACCAAGGAGGUGGCUGCCUUUUUGGCUCAGCGCAAGACGCCUACCGAAAACAGGUACAAAAUGUCCGAAACGGAAAUCCUCCAGGCCGUCCGCAAAGAUGACUUGUUCGGUGUAGUCGAGUGUGACAUCCAAGUCCCAGCACAUCUCAGAUCACAUUUUGCAGAAAUGCCUCCAAUCUUUAAGAACUGUGAUAUUUCCAUCGACGACGUCGGGCCCUUCAUGAAACAGUACGCCGAAACUCAUGGCGUCAUGUCCAAACCCAGACGUUCUCUCAUUGGCAGUAUGUUUGGUCAAAAGAUUCUGUUGGCCACACCUUUGCUGAAAUGGUAUAUGGAUCACGAUUUGGAAGUGACCCAUGUCUAUCAAGUGUUGGAAUACGUACCCAAAAAGUGUUUUGAACCUUUUGGCAAUAAAGUCAGUGAUGCUCGUCGUGCUGGCGACAAAGACGAUAGAAAGAAAAUCAUUGCCGACACCAUGAAGCUGAUCGGUAAUUCGGCUUAUGGCAAGACGGUCACUAACAAAGAGAAACAAUCUGACGUGUGUUACUGCGACAGUGCCGUCGGGGCAACGCAAAGGAUUAAUUCUCCUUGUUUCAAAAAGGUUUCCGAGGUUGUCGAUGGCUUCUACGAAAUCGAGACGGGCAAGCGCAAAAUCACAUUCGACUUGCCUAUUCAAAUUGGCUUCUAUGUCUACCAGUAUGCAAAAAUGCGUAUGUUGCAGUUUUAUUUCGACUUUAUGCUUGAGUUUGUAGACGUGUCUGACUUCCAAUAUUGCGAAAUGGAUACAGACUCGGCCUACAUUGCCAUCUCUGCGGACAGGCUGGAGGAUGUCAUCAAACCCCACAUGCGGGAGAGGUACGAAAACGAGAAACACCUCUGGUUCCCUCGCACGGAAGACCCCGAACACGCGGCUUACGACAAGCGUACCCCCGGUCUGUUCAAAGAAGAAUGGUCGGGGGAUGCGAUUGUCGGGCUGUGCUCAAAAACCUAUUAUUGUUUUGGUGGUGAGGACAAAAACGACAAAUUCAGUUGUAAAGGCGUAAGCAAAAGAGACAAUGACAUCACCCUCCAGAAGUACCUGCAAGUCUUGCAGACACAGAAAAGUGGCCAGGGUGUGAACCGGGGUUUCCGUGUUAAGGACAAUCAAAUGUUGACUUAUACCCAGACACGAGACGCGUUUUCCUAUUUCUACCCAAAACGCCAAGUUCAGGAUGACGGUGUCACAACCCUACCCUUAGAAAUAUAAUGUAUAUAUUCAAUACAUAUCUAUAUGUCUGUAAAUUGCUGUCAUGUCUACACAUGCAAGUAAAUGGUAUGUCGUAGAUGAAGCUACAACCAGUCAGUUGUUUUCUUGAUGAUCUACGAACACUGAACUGUAGAUGCAUAUUGCUUUGCAACAUGUUGCAAGAUGUCUAUUUGCCAAUGUACGUGUACAAAGUGUUUCGGUGUAAAAUAAA